AAAGUCAGCUGUCGAAUCUAAUCACAUCAUUUUUUUGAAUUUUUUGAUUGAAUCAAAUCUGAUUUUUAAAAAUGUUUCGUUCAUUUUUUCAAACACAAUUACGUUCAAUUCAUACGAGUCGAUCAUUAUGGAAAGCUGAAGAUAAAAGAUUAAUGCUAAAAUCAAUGCCAAAAAAAGAUGAAGGUUCACAUGGUGAGCGAUCCGUUGAAGUUGAAGCAACUGGAUUUAAUCGAAUCUGUGAAUUUCCAACCGUUGAUACUUCUGAACGUUUAUUCGAUAAUAUCCCAUAUAAAUUAUUACCCAUUAUACAGAUAAAAUCAUCCAAAAAUAAUACCCUGUUUCAGUUGACUACACAUGAUGGUCAACCAAUUACAGGUCGUGCUUGUGGUAGUGAAGGUUUUAAAAAUUGUCGUAAAGGUACAAAUAUUGCUGCACAAAUAACGGCAACAUCAUUUGGUAAAAUUAUAUUAAAAUUAGGUUAUAAAACAUGUCGUGUUUGUAUUAAUGGUUUAGGUCCUGGUCGUAUGUCAUCAUUUAAAGGUUUACAAUUAGCCGGUGUGAAUAUUGUUUCCAUUACCGAUUCAACAUAUAUUGUUGAUUAUCCAAAAAAACGACCACCAGCAGCAAGAAGUUUAUAAAUCAAAAUUAAAAAAUUUGAAAAUUUAUUAUUAUUAUUUCAAUCUGAAGACAAUGUAAUUAUAUCAUUAUUAUUAUCGUUAAUAAAUGCUUUUUUAGUAA
Molecule: messenger RNA, 738 nt
Organism: Dermatophagoides pteronyssinus (European house dust mite)
Lineage: Eukaryota; Metazoa; Arthropoda; Arachnida; Sarcoptiformes; Pyroglyphidae
Gene: mRpS11
Product: mitochondrial ribosomal protein S11
Biological process (GO): translation
Cellular component (GO): ribosome
Molecular function (GO): structural constituent of ribosome
Source: RefSeq, a predicted model, not a curated record